GCUGGGCUCGCUGCAGUCGCAAGCAGACAGAGGAGGAAAGUAAGUGCUGCUUAGAGUAGUUCCAUCUCCUCUUCCAACCUGCAGCCCAAGAAGGUGAUUGGAGCCGCGCCGCAUCGCGCAGCCCGAAGAUUAACAAUGGUUAAAAUCGCCUUCAACACCCCCAACGCUGGGCAAAAGGAGGAGGCGCGGCAGGACGUGGAGGCCCUCGUGAACCGCGCCGUCCGGGCUCAGAUUCUGACCGGCAAGGAACUUCGAGUUGCCACCCAGGAAAAUGACGAUUCUCUUGGGAGAUGCAUGCUUAUGCUUUUGGGCAUUUCAUUCAUCUUAGCAGGACUUAUUAUUGGUGGAACCUGCCUUUACAAGUACUUCAUGCCCAAGAAUACCAUUUACCGAGGAGAAAUGUGUUUCUUUGAUUCUGAGGAUCCUGCACAUUUCCUUCGUGAAGCAGAGCCGUACUUCCUGCCCGUGACCGAGGAGGCUGACAUUCGUGAGGAAGACAACGUCGUGAUCAUCGAUGUGCCUGCUCCCAGCUUCUCUGAUAGCGACCCUGCAACCGUUAUUCAUGACUUCGAAAAGGGAUUGACUGCUUACCUUGACUUACUGCUGGGAAACUGCUACCUGAUGCCACUCAAUACUUCCAUUGUCAUGCCUCUAAAGAAUAUGAUGGAAUUCUUUACCAAAUUGGCGAGUGGGAAAUACCUGCCUUACACUUAUGUGGUCCACGAAGACUUAAUUGCUAUGGGGGAAAUUCGUGAUGUUAGUAAUCUUGGCAUCUUUAUUUAUCAACUUUGUAACAACAGAAAAUCUUUCCGCCUUCGUCGCAGAGACCUCUUGCCAGGUUUCAACAAGCGUGCCUUUGAUAAGUGCUUCAAGAUUAGACACUUCCCCAAUGAAUUCAUUAUUGAGAGCAAGAUCUGUUAUGAGUGAGAGGCAGAAACAACGUAUCUUUCCUCGGUAUUAAGAAGUCAGAGAUUUACAAGAUGACUUCAACAUUAAAGUUUAUGAGAUACUCAAGAUAUUUACUCUUUCCUUUACUCUAUUGCUUAUAGUAAAAAAUAAAUCAAUUCCCUACUAGCCACUGCAAGCUCUCUUCAACUUUUAGUUUCACUGUCAUUGCUUGUUAUUUGAAAUGGAAAUUACGCUAUAUUUUUCUUUGAAUUUAUAGGGUUUAGAUUUCUGAAAGCAGCAUAAAUAUGUCGACUAACAUCCUGACAAUGAAUUCCAUCUUCUGUUUUUAUAAAGCAUGCUCUUCAUACGAUCAAAUAAGAGCAUGUUUUAAAUUUGUUUUUGACCUCCUUAUGUAAGCAUGUCAAAUCUCUUAACAAUAUUUUUGUUUUUCAUCUUGUGUAAGUUCUGUGAAUUUAGAAACUGCGUUUUUGUUUUUUUUUUUUGCAUUUCUGUUUGGUGCUCUGUGAUGAAUCUGACUUAUAUGUGAACAUUUUUCGUGAGGAAGUCAUUAUUCACUAAUGCAGUGAUUCUUUCUCACUGAUACCGGUAUUGUGAAAUCCACAAAACUGUAAAGGUGCUCUGAAUGCUGUGACAGUUUAGGUUGUAUGGAUUCUACAGCCCUAUAAUAAAUUUUAUCAUAUCCAA
This is a messenger RNA of Ochotona curzoniae (black-lipped pika), 1593 nucleotides long. It is a transcript of the gene ITM2A, whose product is annotated as integral membrane protein 2A. The record is from RefSeq and is a predicted model, not a curated record. Lineage: Eukaryota; Metazoa; Chordata; Mammalia; Lagomorpha; Ochotonidae. The transcript has 6 exons. Gene Ontology annotation, molecular function: amyloid-beta binding. Gene Ontology annotation, cellular component: Golgi apparatus; extracellular exosome; plasma membrane. Gene Ontology annotation, biological process: negative regulation of amyloid precursor protein biosynthetic process. Bases 136 to 927 code for a protein of 263 amino acids.